Oldenlandia corymbosa var. corymbosa is the source of this 567-nucleotide messenger RNA. Lineage: Eukaryota; Viridiplantae; Streptophyta; Magnoliopsida; Gentianales; Rubiaceae. The record is from the annotation of a GenBank genome assembly.
AUGUUGUGUCACUGUGGUGAAUUGAAGGGAUAUUUGAUAGAUAAGGACCGCCCCCAUGUUGUGUUAUCUGAUGAUGAAGAGGAAGGAGGAGAAGCUGAAAACGAUGUCACUAUCGAAUUCGGACAUCUAGUACCAAAUCUGUUAAAUGAGGAGACCUUCUAUGCCUCUUCUGUUAAAUCCUGGCAGAAUGCUUUGGUGGAUAAACAGAUGGGAUCAAGGAGGCCACUUAGGAUGUUAGCUUUGUAUAAUCGCUUGUCGCACUUAUGGCCAUAUAUGCAUAGUUUCACAAUGAUUGAUCAUGAGAAUGGAUUCUUCUUUAUUCGUUUCAAGUCCAAUGAGGAUGUAAUUAAAGUGCUGGCAAGAGCUACUUGUCCCAAUAAGCUGCCUGUCCCUAAUCCACCAGAGAAGAAGAAUGAGAAUGGUGGUGAUGUGGGCAAAUGGCUAAGGGGAGAAGGGAGGAGACAAUAUCAAGGGAGAUGGAGAGUGGGUUUUGGUUCAAAGGAAGGGAAGGUGUUCAAUGGUGCAAAAUCAUCAGGAUUUGGUAUCACGUCCCAAAGAGAUCGCUAA